Molecule: messenger RNA, 1485 nt
Organism: Mangifera indica (mango)
Lineage: Eukaryota; Viridiplantae; Streptophyta; Magnoliopsida; Sapindales; Anacardiaceae
Product: nuclear pore complex protein NUP43-like
Exons: 5
Coding region: 47-1102 (351 amino acids)
Cellular component (GO): nuclear pore outer ring
Molecular function (GO): protein binding
Source: RefSeq, a predicted model, not a curated record
CUUUUACUCACACUAUGCUCCGCAAAACCCUUCAAAAACAUCAGCAAUGGCGAUAACGGGGCUAGCUGCAACAACCACAUCUUCGCAAAUCCAUAAACUCCCCCAAGCCGCUUAUAUUGACGCCGUGAAGUGGCUCCCUCCGCUCUCGCCUCUCUCGAAACUCUUUGCAGUUGCCCUCUUUGACACCGACGCUUCCACCCCGUCCCUCCAAACCUUCUCCUUUUCCGACCCAUCUUCUCCCACUCUUUCCCCUCCCCACUCCGUCUGGACCCCACCUUCUCGAAUCUCCUCUCUCGCCUCCUCCGGCCAGUCCCCGUUCCUCGUGGCGGCAACUCUCUCCGGAUCCCUCCACUUGCUCUCUGCAGGCCCCUCUGGGCUCGAGUUGCUGCACGCGGCGGACGAUAAGGGGUUUCACGAGGGACCCAUUUUAGGAAUUGAUGUGGCGGAGAGUGCUGGGGUCGUGAGCGUGGGGGAAGACGGGAGGGUCAAUUUGGUUAAUUUCGGUCGUGGCGGUGAGAGUUUUAGGAGGGUCUUUGAUGGGGAGGGUUUGGUGGGGUUUAACGCCGUUAAAUGGGCGUCUCCGAGUGAGUUUGUGACUGGUGGGUAUGGAUUUGGACUUCAAUGGUGGGAUCUGAGAAGCCCUGGCGGUCCGGUUUCGCAGUUUAAAGGGAACUGGUCUCAAGGAAAAUCUUCUGGGAUGGUUCAUUCAAUUGAUAUUCAUCCAUCAAGAAAACACACUCUUCUGGCGGGAGGUUCAUCAGGUACAAUAUUUGCCUGGGAUCUACGGUGGCAGCAACAACCACUCAUUCUCUCUGGUGUUGGGACUGGAGAUGCUGCUGUCCCUUCAAUAUCUGAAAGUGAGGUUUGGGAGGUUCAGUAUGAUUGCUAUACAAAAUCCUCAAACAUUUCAUCUGCUCGAGUAUUACCUGCCAUGUUCUGCUCAGAGGAUGGUAUCCUUGCUGUUGUUGAACAAGGUGAAGAACCCACUGAGCUUAUGGCCGAACCUUGUGCAAUUAACAGUUUUGACAUUGACAAGCAGAACCCCUCUGAUGUUAUUUGUAGUUUGGAGUGGGAAUCUCUGGCAAUCGUGAUAAGACCAUGAUGUUUAUUUUAUAAUUGGAUGUAAAGUGGGGUUAACCCCUCAGCUUUGAAUCUGUUUGCAUUCUUCUUUCUCGGCAAUUUACCUAAGAAUCAGAGAAAUACCCGGUCUCUUGGUGUAAUGUGACUCCAUUUUGGCCUUGGACGAUGAAUGGAGCAAGUUCCUGCAGAUAACAACUAUGAUGUGAAAUGCAAAGUUGGAGAAGCAGUGACAUUGAUAAUUUUGCUUCCUGUUUAUUCAUGAAUGCAGUUUAUAUGUUGAUUGAAUUGCAGAAAAGCUGUCGCUGUGGGUAAUUUGAUUAUAUAUUUUAACAGCAAAUACAGUUUUAACCAUUUGAUCAUGCUUAAUGAAUGAGAAACUGGAACAAAAGUUCGGAAAGAUGAAAA